AUGGAUCAAUACAGGGACGUGGCCUCGGAUGACGAGGCCGUUUCGGAAACCGACUCCCUUCGAAGGACACAGUCAACAGAGCAAUCUGGGACUGAUCCUCAUAGUAACCUUCCAGUAUAUCGAAACAUUCACCGGUCAGUGGAAGUCGACCCAACGCCGAGCUAUAGCGCUAAGCAGAGAACAACAGAUGAUCCCUAUACUUCGGAACAACUCUCCGACCCUCAAAUGAACAUGCUCAUCGUGAGACCGCUGGUUGAUCAACUCUACAACCCUGAUGAUGUAUCUGUCGUAUUCUGCCUACUGGUGAAUCGCACUCAGUUCUUGCGAGAACAACACUAUGAGGUUCACCUACAAACUGUCAGCAUCACUCGCGCAACCCUUUGUGAAAUACUGGCAAGCAGAGUCUUGCGUCGAUUCGACGAAGACAAUCCAGGUCAUGCCGGUCUUUUGCUGCUAGCAAACAUCUUGGUAGCAGGAUUUGAGCCAUUCCAGAAUGCACCAGAGUCAAUCACCAUAGCCCAGCCUAAUGCGCGCCAAUGGCCAAUACAGAAACGCGGGGGAUACGAGCGCAAGAUCACGGCAUUAGAAGUGGCGAUCAUCUCUGAAAGCAAGGCUUUUCUAAGUUCAUCGGCUUGUCAAAAAGUUGUGGAUGCUGUUUACCGCGGUCAAGUCAUCUACACACCUCUCUCGUUCGUCGAUAUCAUUCCUGAUCACUACAAACACCGUCCGAUCUCGCUAUACAACCCUCGAAAAGCAUCAAUUCUCAACCAUCACCGACUGAUCGUGCCGCGUCUUCGCAAUAUCAUUGAGAUCUUCCAGUUCGCCGUGCUCCUGCUUCUUUAUGGGCUGACCAUGAUCAAACGAGACGGCGUCGCUGUCACCGGUUACGAGGUUGUUUUCUGCACUUAUGCAAGUGGCUGGCUACUGGAGGAAUUUGCGGCCAUUAUCGAGCAUGGAUGGUACGUCCACACACAGAAUGUGUGGUCAUUCCUCGAUAUUGCCUUCUUCAUCAUUUACUCUCUGUAUUUCACCUUACGAGCGUAUGCUGGAUUCUUCGACAGCGAGGAGGUGGCUGCGACCUCCUUACACGUCCUUUGCAUCGCGGCGCCAUUCCUUUUACCGCGACUGGCAUGCAAUUUGAUGCCAGACAACAUGCUCUUCAUCUCUCUUCGUGCGAUGAUGCGAGAUUUCUCGGUUCUGACCUUGCUGGCCACGUGGUGUUUCGCGGGCUUUUUCCUUUCGAUGACAUGGCUUAUUAAUUCUCGCGCGGAAUCCAGUGUCGAGCCGCCUGGCCCAGCGACAAUCUCCAAAUGGCUGCUUUGGAUCUGGUUUGGACUCGACGGAACGGGAUUUGAGCGCUCGGUAGAUUUUCACGUCCUUCUCGGGCCUGCACUGAUGAUCGCGUUCGCUUUUCUCGGCAACACACUUUUCCUUACCAUUCUGGUGUCCAUGCUCACCAACACGUUUGCCAAGAUUGUGGAGAACGCGGCUGCCGAAGUUCACUUUCGUCGCGCGGUCCUCACUUUCGAGGGUGUCAAAAGUGAUGCCAUUUUCGCGUAUCGACCCCCCUUGAAUAUUGUGGCAUUAAUGAUCUUACUUCCCCUGAAAUUCAUGCUGUCCCCGCGAUGGUUUCACAAGGUCAAUGUAGCAGCGGCGAGAGUAUGCAAUGCGCCCCUUUUGUUGGCCAUCAGUCUCUACGAGCGGCAUCAGCUAUGGCGCUCGCCCAACAGAGACACAACAAAGGGGUACAAGCGGUCGUCACUCUUCCAGUGGACCUUCUCUGGAUUCUCUCCCCACGGUGAUAUUCAAGCUGUAUUUGACGUGGACCCUCCAAAAGCUAUGUUCGAGAAUUCUUCUUGA
This is a messenger RNA of Penicillium diatomitis, 1860 nucleotides long. RefSeq lists its product as uncharacterized. The record is from RefSeq and is a predicted model, not a curated record. The transcript is spliced from 3 exons. NCBI's taxonomy places the organism in Eukaryota, Fungi, Ascomycota, Eurotiomycetes, Eurotiales, Aspergillaceae. Bases 1 to 1860 code for a protein of 619 amino acids.